Messenger RNA from Saprolegnia parasitica CBS 223.65, 1253 nucleotides. RefSeq lists its product as hypothetical. The transcript has 9 exons. The coding region runs from base 35 to 1216 and encodes 393 amino acids. Lineage: Eukaryota; Oomycota; Saprolegniomycetes; Saprolegniales; Saprolegniaceae. The record is from RefSeq and is a predicted model, not a curated record.
CACACAAGUGCAACCGUCGCGACGCUUGAGCGAUAUGGCCGACGUACUGGACGAGCACGCGGUGGCUCUGCAGGUCAUUUUCCUGGAUGCGAUUGGCGUCGGCUCCGUGCGCGUGAACCCGCGGACGCAGCCGCGUCACUACGCCCAGCGCGCAGGGCACCGACUGAGCUUUCAGGGCUUCCUCCAGCUCCUUCAUCGGUACCGCAUCUGCCCCGACUUGAUCUCGCGGCCACAAGUGUUGCGCCUCUACGCACCCCACGGCCCCAGCAAUAAGAAGAGCGAAAUGGACUACAUUGGUUUUUUAGCAACGCUAGGGAAGGCCGCGCAGCUUAUUUUCUCGGGGCCGGAGUGGGAUGACCAGUAUCCGAACGACAACGACAAGGUCCGGUUGCUUUUAUUGUGGAUGGACGAAAACAGUGCCGUGUUCAAAAACAAUGGACGAUGUCUCUGCGACGCCAAAAAGCAGCGCGACGCACGCGGCAUUCCGACGAACGACGCUGUCUCGUUCACUGAAGACAUGGACCUACUGGCCCACGUCGAACAGCUCGCACCCGAGCUCGAGCGUCUCUUUCAACUCUAUUGCACACGAGGCCACUCUAGCAUGAGCAAUCUCUCCUUCGUGCACUGUUUGCGCGACCUCGGACUCUGCGAGGCGGGCAGCCCACGCCAUCUCUCGACUGUCGAUAUGGACAUCAUCUUUCGACAAAUGAGGUGUGCGCAGAGCAGCGACAUGGGCGCCUCGUCCCACACGGUCAGUUUUGCCGCCUUUCACGCGGGCCUUGGCCUUGUGGCGGCUCGAGUCUACGAGCACGUGAACCCACCGCGGUGUCGGUUUCUCUCUCUUGCGCUCGAGUACAUCCUCCCAGCGCUGGUCCAAGCCGACGUCGCGUCGUCCUGCGACUCGAACGCGUGGCGUCAGCGGUGGCAAAAACUCUGCGUGUUGCGCGAGGCGUUGCUCUCUGCCCACGCGCGAAAAGGUCCGAGCGUACGAUUGCCGCCCCCGUCCGACGAAGUGCACGUGAUCUCGGAGCUUGGAGCGCUCCAGGAGCUGCUUAUGUCCAAGCUGAGCGAGCUUCCGCCAAGCACGACACCACCUUCGCUCACCCACAUAACCACGCACACGGAGGCACUCGAGGGUGCUCUGGAGCGUCUUGCGUGCAGCGUUCAUGCACGCGUUGUUUCCUCUAAAAGUACACGGCCACCAAACACGCUCUAAUGUCGGUAUUCUUAAGAACCUAUCCUUUCAUAUCCGG